This is a messenger RNA of Hippocampus comes (tiger tail seahorse), 2041 nucleotides long. RefSeq names its product polymerase (DNA directed), lambda (gene poll). Gene Ontology annotation, cellular component: nucleus. Bases 226 to 1908 code for a protein of 560 amino acids. Gene Ontology annotation, biological process: double-strand break repair via nonhomologous end joining. Gene Ontology annotation, molecular function: DNA-directed DNA polymerase activity; DNA binding. Lineage: Eukaryota; Metazoa; Chordata; Actinopteri; Syngnathiformes; Syngnathidae. The transcript is spliced from 9 exons. The record is from RefSeq and is a predicted model, not a curated record.
UUUUAAGUUAGAACAAAACAUACAGUCUGAAGAGACACUUAUGUGUCGAUUAUAGCGUUUGACCGAAAAAGUGUGGGGGCAAAAAUGUUUCAUGACACGUUUUUAAAAAAAAUGCAAAUCAGUGAGUUAAAAAAAUGAACCGGAAGAGUUUGCUUUCAACAUGGAUUUUUGUGAACUAGUAGGAACGUGGCCUUCUGGAAGAGGCUUGCCUUUUUCACCCUGAAGAUGGAACCGUGUCACGGGGUUAUGAAAGCCUUCCCCAAAGUUAAAAGGGCCCGAGUUUCUCAAGGAAAAGAUUCUCCUCCUUUAAAGAAGACAUCUGAUGAAUUUGAUGUCACAGGACAUACCUUUAAUGGUACCUCAGUGUACAUCCUGCCUGCAGGAAUAGGAAAUGCAAGAUGUCAAAUAUUUCAAAGACAAAUUCAACAGAACGGAGGCCAGACAGAAAGGUCGCUCUGUGCUGGUGUCACUCAUGUUGUUGUUGAUGACAACAUGGAGUGUGACAGGGCUCUGCGUCUCAUCAAGGUGGACGCAAUGCCUUCCGGUGUCCAUCUCGUGAAAUGCAGCUGGUUAAGUUCAUGUAUCAGUGAGAAACAACUCUUGGAUGAAUCAAGCUACAGUCUUUUAACAAAGAGGGAUUUGGAAACUCAACAAGACUUGCUGAACACCAAAUCUCCAACUGAAGUGACUCCCAAGCCAGAAUGUGAUCAAAGCAAGCAAGGGGAGACAUCAGACAUGAUUGCAUCAGACAAAAAAGAAACGCAAGGAGAAGAUGAGGGAGUCAGUCAGAGUCACCUUGAAGCUCUCAUCACAGGCCAGCGCCCCAAAGAAGAAGCCACUGGGCUCAACCUUGAGCCUGGUGGAGACACUGGCAUUCGUCCGGUGGUCUCAGGGAAGUGGGUCUGCGCACAAUCUUCUCAAUCUAAAAGUGAUAACUUCAACAAACACAUCACCGACAAACUAGAACUACUGGCCAAGGCUUAUACACACCAGGGGGACAAGUGGAGGGCAUUGGGGUACUCCAAAGCUAUCAAUGCAUUGAAGAGCUAUCACAAGCCGGUUACGUCAUAUCAGGAGGCAUGCCUCAUCCCGGGAAUUGGCAAACGCAUGGCGGACAAAAUUGAUGAGAUCAUGGAAAGUGGUCAUCUGCGCAAACUGGAUCACAUUGGAGAGGCGGUGCCAGUAUUGGAGAUUUUCACCAACAUUUGGGGUGCGGGAGCAAAGACAGCACAGCUUUGGUACCAACAGGGAUUCCGCACUUUGGAGGACAUCCGCACAAAAGCCCAUUUGAGCAGCUCUCAGAAAAUAGGGCUCAAGCACUACGAUGACUUCCAAGACAGAAUGCCUAGGGAAGAAGCUGCAGCCAUUGAGGAAGUGGUGACGCAUGCUGCCAAAGCAAUAGAUUCUGGCCUGGUGGCAAUGGCAUGUGGCUCGUAUCGCAGGGGAAAGAGUACAUGUGGAGAUGUUGAUGUGCUUAUUUCACAUCCUGACGGAAAAUCCCACAAAGGUGUAUUCAGCAAAGUGCUCCAGAGCCUCCAUGACACUGGCUUUUUGACAGAUGAUCUUGUGAGUCACGAGGACAAUGGAGAGCAGAAGAAAUACAUGGGCGUAUGCCGCCUGCCAGGAGCAGACCGCCGCCAUCGCAGGCUGGAUGUCAUUGUGGUGCCUUACAAUGAGUUUGCCUGUGCGCUGAUGUACUUCACCGGCUCGGCACACUUCAACCGCUCCAUGCGGGCUCUAGCAAAGACAAAGAACAUGAGCUUGUCAGAGCAUUCGCUUAAUCAAAGUGUGGUGCGUCAAGGUAGUGCCAAGGUGUAUGCUGGCACUCCCCUACCUACACCUACUGAGAGCGACGUUUUUAAACUUUUGGGUAUACCAUACAGAGAGCCUUGUGAAAGGGACUGGUGACAGUUUGCAAUCGCCAUGCUUUGUUCUAUUAGAAUUUAGUCAUCCAUCCAUUCAUUUUCCGAUCCGCUUUAUCUUCACAAUGGUGCUGGAGCCUAUCCCAGCCGUCUUCGGGCAGUACCUGGGGGACACCCUG